Molecule: messenger RNA, 2521 nt
Organism: Oryctolagus cuniculus (rabbit)
Lineage: Eukaryota; Metazoa; Chordata; Mammalia; Lagomorpha; Leporidae
Source: RefSeq, a predicted model, not a curated record
GUGCUUGGUAUUUCUACCCCUUCGGGCUGCAGUCGAUCCACCCCGCUGUGGUUUCCUGGUGGGCGGCGAGGGACGGCAGGAGGCAGCAGGAGGUGUGGGAAUCCAGAGACGCCGCCCCCCAUUUCCAGGCUGAGCAGCGCCUGCUGUCCCACGUGCACUCCCUGGAGCGGCGCCUGGAGGCCCUCGCAGCAGAGUUCUCCUCCACCUGGCAGAAGGAGGCCGUGCGGCUGGAGCGCCUGGAGCUGCGGCAGGGGGCGGCUGGCCAGGCCGGUGGCGGCCUGAGCCAGGAGGACACCCUGGCCCUCCUGGACGGGCUGGUGAGCCGCCGCGAGGCCGCCCUGAAGGAGGACCUGCGCAAGGACGCCGCGGCUCGCCUGCAGGAGGAGCUGGCCGUCCUGAGGGCGGAGCAGCACCGGGACGUGGAGGACCUCUUCCACAAGAUUGUGCAGGCCGCCCAGGAGUCUGAGGCUCGAGUCCAGCAGCUGAAGUCCGAGUGGCAAAGGACGGCCCAGGAGAGCACCCUGAAGGAGCUGGGCCGGCUGGAGGGCCAGCUGGUCUCCCUGCGCCACGAGCUGGAGGCCCUGGCCCUGAAGCAGAGCUCCGUGGCGGACGAGGUGGGCCUGCUGCCCCAGAGGAUCCAGGCCGUGCGGGACGACGUGGAGUCUCAGGUCCCUGCCUGGAUCACUCAGUUCCUUCACCGCGGCGGGGGAGCCCGCACCGGGCUGCUGCAGAGGGAGGAGCUCCAGGCUCAGCUGCGAGAGCUGGAGAGCAAGAUCCUGGCCCAGGUGGCGGAGACGCAGGGCACGUCGGCCAGGGAGGCCGCAGCCGCCCUCAGUCUGACGCUGCAGAGAGAAGGCGUGAUCGGGGUGACUGAGGAGCAGGUGCACCGGAUCGUGAAGCAGGCCCUGCAGCGCUACAGCGAGGACCGCAUUGGGAUGGUGGACUACGCCCUGGAGUCGGGAGGGGCCAGUGUCAUCAGCACCCGAUGUUCCGAGACCUACGAGACCAAGACCGCCCUCCUCAGCCUCUUCGGUAUCCCUCUGUGGUACCACUCCCAGUCGCCCCGCGUCAUUCUCCAGCCCGACGUGCACCCGGGCAAUUGCUGGGCCUUCCAGGGCCCCCAGGGCUUCGCUGUGGUCCGCCUCUCUGCCCGCAUCCGCCCGACGGCUGUCACCUUAGAGCACGUGCCCAAGGCCUUGUCACCCAACAGCACCAUCUCCAGUGCCCCCAGGGACUUUGCUGUCUUUGGGUUCGACGAGGACCUGCAGCAGGAGGGGACCCUGCUCGGCAAGUUCACCUACGACCAGGACGGGGAGCCCAUUCAGACGUUCUACUUCCAGGCCCCAGCGAUGGCCUCGUACCAGGUGGUGGAGCUGCGCAUCCUGACCAACUGGGGCCACCCCGAGUACACCUGCAUCUACCGCUUCAGGGUGCACGGGGAGCCUGCCCACUAACGCCUUCCUUGUGCCUGCAAACAGCCCUCUCAGCACGCACCCCUGCCCUGGGAGGGGGCGAGCAGCAGCCCCACCCUCGCACACAUCUGACCAGCGCUGACUUCUGGGAGGAGAGGCGGUCUGCAGGGGCCAGCGGCUCUCCACACCUCCUCCACACGCUGCGCGCAGGGGUGUAUAUAUGUAGCAUAUCGUGGGGGGACUGGGAGUUGGGAGGUCGGGCCCAGCUGCCCUCGCCCAGGGCGGAGGGGCUGGCACCCAGGGGUGCAGGUAAAGUGGGUGCCAAAGCUGCGGGCUGAGUAGUGCUGCCUGGCCACUCGCCCACGCACUUGCACACUCACACGGGGCUGCCGGCCCCUCCCACAGGACUUGUGCCAUUGGCCCACGGGCCCCGAGGGGCUUCUCGCGAAGCCUGGAGUUGUGCCAAGUGGGGGCGGUCGUGAACGGUCUCUCGGAGGGGCCGUGUCCUGGGAACCUCCCAGGUUUGCUGCCUGUGUGUGGGAGUGGCCCCGGCCAGCCGGAGUCCCCUCUGCUGACCACACAGAUGUUCUUCUGCCAAUACUACGUCCCAUCCCUGCCUGCGACCCCAGGCCUGCUCUGGGGCCACGAGCAGCCAGGGUGGGAGCAGGGGCCUCCGGAGCUGUUGUGCAGUGAGGAUGCCAGCGGAGCUGUCAGGCUGCCAGAGCCGCGAGCAGCGCUGCUUCUCCACGGCCGGCAGGGGCACAGGGCCUGGGAGGCGGCCGCGCAGGUCACCCUGGGUAGGGGAGAGGGCUUUCAGACCAGCAGGCUCUGCUGCCUGUAUAUUUUUCCAAGUCUGUUUUUUACUGAAAAGCUAAGGGCUUGAUCCUAGCCCCGUUCUGUGGGCACAGCCGGGGACGUGCGGGGUGGCCCUGGCCUCCCGUCAUCCUCCAGGGCUGGCACCGGCACAGCCCCCGCCCGACAACCAGGUCUUGUUUCGCGCUCUCCUGUCACAAAUGCUGCACUGUUCGUUCAUUUUUUUAUCUGCAGAUUCUAAUUUAUGCCUAUGCAAAAGAAAACAAAUAAACGCGUGAUGCCCAGGGCGGACAGAA